Phyllopteryx taeniolatus (common seadragon) is the source of this 2816-nucleotide messenger RNA. RefSeq names its product gastrula zinc finger protein XlCGF8.2DB-like. Gene Ontology annotation, molecular function: protein dimerization activity; RNA polymerase II cis-regulatory region sequence-specific DNA binding; DNA-binding transcription factor activity, RNA polymerase II-specific. Gene Ontology annotation, biological process: regulation of transcription by RNA polymerase II. The transcript is spliced from 2 exons. Lineage: Eukaryota; Metazoa; Chordata; Actinopteri; Syngnathiformes; Syngnathidae. Bases 1430 to 2395 code for a protein of 321 amino acids. The record is from RefSeq and is a predicted model, not a curated record.
CCUGCUACGUUUAUAUUAAAGGCCAGUAAUUGAUGCCCACCCAAAAAUUUAGAAUUGCUAUAUUAGCUCACUGGAGGGAAUGGCGAAUGCCAUUUAAAAAAGCCACAGGCAUGCCAUGCAGUGAAUCAGUGUUGUUCAUGGUGCAUGUCUUAGUUCGAUAUUUGUAAAUAAAUGAUCUUGCCAUCAAAAGCCUUUCUCGGUCUUCUCUUCAAGUAUGAGGUGUCGGAAAAGCAAAAAUAUUAGCAUCAAAGUCACUGUUCUGCUUGACAUGUUUCUUUUCACAAAAAGCUUGUUUUUUUUUUUGGUCAGCAACCUAUGUUCUACUGCUGAUUACUAAAGAAUAGAAAAAGCAAGAAAAAAAAAUUCUGGUGAAAGAAGAGUCUUCUCUCUUUUAGCAGGCUCGGUGCUUAUAUUUGAAAACAAAUAUCCAAAACAGUUGUAAUAUCAUUCAAACUCAUGUUACAACCCUAACUCUUCAAAAUGUCUUACAGAUCAUUGGAUUGUAAGUACGCUUUUACAUGCACAUGCGGCAAAGACUCUCCGUCACUGACUCACAACCCAGGCGAAAUUUUGCUCCUCCCUGACAAACAAAGAAUGUCUCUCAGCUGAGAUGUAUCUCUUCAACAUACUUUCUUGACGGCGUUCGUAGGGCAUUUCACAAAAACAUGAAUACUUGCGUUAUUAAGUGCAAACCUGGGGUUAAGUUGCACAGACAACACACAAAUAGGUGAAUUUGUGAAUAACGAACUGCAAAUAAAUUGGGUUUACGGCAUAUGAAAAUAUUCCAACACAACCAUAGUUGAUAAAUCCCAUUUGAUCAGUGUCUGUUUGUUUUGCAGUGUUGUCUUUACUACACAUUACAAUGUUAUUGCAUUUAAAUUUGCAUUAGAAUAUUGUAUUUUGGUUAUUGCUGUAUUUUAUUGUAUGAGCUGUCAUAACAAGUCAAAUACUAACAUUUUCGUUCCUGGCAUUCUUUGCAAAAAGGACCAUUCAUUGUGUUCUCUUUGCUACAUUCACUGUCUCUCGAGCAGUCUUUAAGACCGCCGCAAGAUGGCGGCAGUGUGCUUCAUGGAGGCUGGUCGUAAUGAAUUUCUAGUGUGUGUGUGUGUUUUAAGAAGACCUGAUGAUUAAUAGCCCCUUAUAAAUAUGGAACAAGUACGUUUUGUUUUUGUUUUACCUGAAAAGCCAUCUGACAAGCGUUUUCCUACUUUGGUGUCUUCCAAGUUCCCCCUCGAGUUUGCUACUAUUUUGUUUGUUGUUAAUUCACUUUGGUCAAUAAAGAUGUUUUAGAAAAACGGUCAACAUGGCGACUGAUUUACGCAUGCGCAGUACGGCUGGUCGUGGCCACUGGUUCCGCUUCAUUUCACGAUUAAUAGCCACAAGUUCGCGCGAGUGAAAUAUUUGACAGUGGAAAAAAAUUGUUGUGACAAUGUUGAAGGAGUUGGUAAGGGAGCGACUAAUUGCGGCCGCCGACGAAAUUUUCGACUUGUUUGAAAGAACGAUAGCGUCUUACGAGGAGCAACUUUGUCGAGCGACAGAGGAGAACGAGAGACAACGUCGACAACUGGAAGCUGUUUGCUCAAAGACUCACAUCGAAGACUCGGAUCUGCAGCCCCCCUACGUUAAAGAGGAAGAGGAGGAUGUUGAUGUCAGCAAAUUGCCACUGACUGUCAUCUCAGUGAAAAGUGAAGAUGACGAAGACGAAGCGCCCGAGUCAUCACAAGUACCUCAACGGAGUCCAAGUGGAGACCACCAUGGAGGACCGCCAGCAGGAGAUAACCUCUUAGCUCCACUGUCACAUAGUGACGACACGGAAGAAUCGUCGAGGAGCGACACGGACUGCGAAGGUGACGACAAAAGCUCAAAAUGCUCUAAAAAGGAGACACAAAAGCGUUUCACCUGCUCGGUUUGUGGCGAAAGGUUCGCUCGAAAGUCAAAUAUGGUGACGCACAUGAGAACGCACACCGGAGAAAAACCUUUUUGUUGUUCAAUUUGUGGCGAAACAUUUGCUCGCAAGGUCUCCUUGGUUGGCCACACUGCCACGCACACGGGAGAAAAACCGUUCACCUGCUCCGUUUGCGGAGAAAGAUUUGCAUAUAAUUACAAUUUGACCAGACACAUGCACACGCACACGGGAGAGAAGCCAUUUCGUUGCUCCGUUUGCAGUAAAAUUUUCAACCAAAGGGCAAACAUGGUCGCACACAUGAGAACGCACACGGGAGAAAAACCUUUCCGUUGUUCAGUUUGUGGCGAUCAGUUUGCUCACCGGGUGUCGUUGAUCGCGCACACGUCGACUCAUACGGGACAAAAACCCUUUCGAUGCUCAAUUUGUGGCGAAAGCUUUUCUUAUAAGUACAGUUUGACCGCACAUAUGCGAAAACAUGAUGGAGAAUAAAUACAAUCCUGCUCAGUUGAGCUGACUUUUUUUUUUUUUUUUAUAAUUACAGUGGUGUCUUGACUUACGAGUUUAGUUCUUUCCAUGACCACGCUCGUAACUUAAAACACUCGUAUCUCAAAUCAUCUUUCCUCACUGAAAUGAAUGAGCCCUUGUGCGCCCUCCGGUGUGCACCUUGGCCACCAGGGGCAGUAUAAUACAGACGGUGACAUAAAGACAGUUAAAGAACAGUUUCACAACUGAGUCAGUAAGCUGCAGUAAUACGAUUUUCUUUUUGCAGGGGAUAAAGAACAUAUGCCCGUGAGUAUUGUAAUAUUGUCUGUCUACAUCAGUGGUUCUCAACCUUCGAUCGAUUUCAAGGGGUUUGGUGAGUCAGUCUCAGGGGUUUGGCGGAGGACAAGUCACAUGCAGUGUACAGUAC